AUGUCUCGGGAUCCGUUGUUGUUCACCUUGGUCCUUGUCGCCUUCGCCACGUCAGUCAUCACUGCGGCGCCGAUCACUCAAACGCAUUAUCGACCAUUCGUUGAAUCAGACGUAGGGCUGACCCCAUCGGGACAGCUGAAUCACGAGUCACUCGAGCUGAUGGAAACACCUAGGUGCGGAAAUCGUCCGACAAGGCAUGAUCGAAACAAACGGUUCGUGCCACAUAAAACAAAAUGGCAACAUAAUCGACUGACGUGGCAACUGCUUGAUCCCUACGAUUUGUUGGGCACCCAUGAAAAGUUCAUCGUUCGUACCGCGCUGCACCGUGCAUUCGAUGACUGGUCGGCAGCCAGCCGAAAACACAUCAUCUUCGUAGAGCAAAAUGACGAAAAUAAAGAUCAGCGAUUGGACGUAAAGAUCUUCUUUGCCAAAGGAGAACACAACGACUCGCUGCCGUUUGAUGGAACGGCUGGAAUAGUGGCACAUGGAUUUUAUCCGCAGAAUGGCAAUCUACAUUUUGACGCAGAUGAACAAUGGACGUUGAACAUGGAUCAGGGAAUCAACUUCUACCAGGUAGCUCUACAUGAAAUCGGUCAUCUGUUGGGUCUGGAGCACUCAACUAAUAAAAAUGCGGUGAUGUACCCGAUCGAUAGGCCGUACGAUCCAUUCUUUAAACUGAGCGAUGACGACAUCAACGGGAUCAAACACAUAUAUGCCCCA
This is a messenger RNA of Soboliphyme baturini, 720 nucleotides long. The record is from the annotation of a GenBank genome assembly. NCBI's taxonomy places the organism in Eukaryota, Metazoa, Nematoda, Enoplea, Dioctophymatida, Soboliphymatidae.